Molecule: messenger RNA, 378 nt
Organism: Prorocentrum cordatum
Lineage: Eukaryota; Dinophyceae; Prorocentrales; Prorocentraceae
Source: the annotation of a GenBank genome assembly
AUGUUUAUCGAAGACCACUAUGCAGAAUUAUUGGAAACGCCUGUGUUUAUCAUCCAGAGCCUUACUGAUUCCAGCGAGAUUGUGAUAUGGACGUUAGAAAGUGAGUCUAAGUAUUGCUGGGAGGAGGACGGCGGCGGAGAAUGGCCUGAGAUUUCGGCACCGACUCCGACAUCGGCUGCGUCUCUUGCCCCGACGCCGACUCCGACAUCAGCUGCGUUCUCAGCCCCGACACCAUCUACGACACUAUGCGAGGGUCUGUCGCCAGAUGGGAUACCAGCUUGCGCGGGCGAUGAGGUCGACACGAGCUCCCGCGCGGCGUUCGAUGCAUUCUUGAUUGUGACUCUCUCGGUUGUGACAGGUUCUGCCAUCCAGCGCUGA